AUGAAAAUUUCAUGUCCACACUUGCGCAAAUCCUUCCCAAACAACCUGGAAUUUCCAAAUUCUGGAUCAAAGAUCUCAUCGAUACCAUUUCUGGUCAAUAAUAGUGAUACAUAUGCUGACGAUGCAUGGGAGGUGAUGAUGACCACAAAUCAAGCCCUGGCAGCCAAGCGGAAGAGCGCCUUCUACGAGUCCAUUGUUCGUAUAAAAAGGCAGGGAGCAUAUUCAGAAGGAUAUCAGGGACCAUCUGCGGGAGUGGGACCUCCCGGACAACCAGGAUCACCAGGAGAAGACGGUUACCCUGGACAGCCUGGAAGUCCAGGCAACGCUGGUCAAGCUAGCGUUGGACUUCAUCAACAAGGAUGCAUUCAGUGCCCAGCUGGACCUCCUGGUCCACCAGGACCAGACGGCGGGCCUGGCCCAGCAGGAGCUCCAGGCAAUCCUGGACAAGAUGGACAAGGUGGUGGAGCAGGCGCCCCCGGACCUGCUGGUCCCGCCGGAGCACCUGGACCAAAUGGAAAUCCCGGCGCACCAGGACAAGAUGGAGCACCUGGAGCUCCAGGAACCCGUUCGACUAGCUUCCCUGGUCCAGCUGGUGCACCAGGACCACAAGGAGCUCCUGGAGCACCAGGUCAACCUGGCAGCAGCUUUGGCGCUGGGACACCAGGACCGGCCGGACCACCCGGUGCUCCCGGUAACCCAGGAGCGCCAGGAAGUCCGGGAGCACCUGGACAACCAGGCACUGAUGGAGCUCCCGGAUCGGACGCUGCUUAUUGUCCCUGCCCACCAAGAACUGGUUGA
Molecule: messenger RNA, 798 nt
Organism: Cooperia oncophora
Lineage: Eukaryota; Metazoa; Nematoda; Chromadorea; Rhabditida; Trichostrongylidae
Source: the annotation of a GenBank genome assembly